Aspergillus steynii IBT 23096 is the source of this 2939-nucleotide messenger RNA. Its product is annotated as SMEK family protein. Bases 153 to 2831 code for a protein of 892 amino acids. Gene Ontology annotation, cellular component: protein phosphatase 4 complex; nucleoplasm. The transcript is spliced from 9 exons. Lineage: Eukaryota; Fungi; Ascomycota; Eurotiomycetes; Eurotiales; Aspergillaceae. Gene Ontology annotation, molecular function: protein phosphatase activator activity. The record is from RefSeq and is a predicted model, not a curated record. Gene Ontology annotation, biological process: DNA damage response; protein dephosphorylation.
UUCCUCCUCUACCCUCCCCCCCGUUCGUUCCGGACACUCGGCCCUGGCCACCCUUGAUCUUUCCCGACAUCCUGGGGCUCUCCGCGCGCCGGUGCACUCGUGCCUGAGUUGUCCCGGAGUGACGAGACGCCACCUCGCCUGACUGCCGGAUCAUGGCGUUGGAGGUGCAACCGCCUAGCGACCGCAAGCGGGUGAAAGUCUACGAGCUGAAGGAUAACGACUGGUACGAUCGCGGCACGGGUUUCUGUACGGGUCAGAUCCUCGACGACGAGCCGCGAAUUUUUGUCGAAUCUGAAGAUGAGCCCGAUCGGGUGCUGCUGGAGACGAAAAUCUCCAAGGAUGAUGGAUACCAGAAACAACAAGAAACCUUGAUCGUCUGGACUGAGCCCAAUGGAACGGACAUGGCAUUGAGCUUUCAGGAAGCGGAGGGAUGCGCGGUCAUCUGGAAUUUUGUCAGUAAUGUGCAGCAACACCUGCUUAAUAUGUCGACGGCAGAUGAUGCCUUGUCGGACGACCUCGAAAGCUUCCAGUCCAUCAUGCUCCCUCCGCCCGAACUUGGAAACCUGCCCGAAAUUGAUCACGUCAUGCGAGCCGCGAGCAUCACGCAGGCCGGUCGAGACGCUCUGUCGAAAUUCGUCAUUCGAGACGAGUAUAUACCGAAACUUAUCCCGCUAGUCACCAUGGCAGAGGAUCUCGAAAGCCUGGUCGACCUACACCGACUCUGCAACAUUAUGAAAUCCCUCAUCCUGCUCAACGACAACACCAUCAUCGAGACCGUCGUCACGGACCCGAUCAUUCUCGGGGUUGUCGGGGCUUUAGAAUAUGACCCCGAAUUCCCGACGCACAAGGCCAACCAUCGACAAUACCUCGCGGACCAGUCGCGCUAUAAAGAAGUCGUUCCCAUCAAGGAUGCCCUGAUUCGCCGCAAAAUCCGCUACACCUGGCGCCUGCAAUACUUGAAGGAUGUUGUGCUGGCUCGGAUCUUGGAUGAUCCCACGUUCUCGGUGCUGAAUUCGUUGAUCUUCUACAACCAGGUGGAGAUCGUAAACCACAUCCAGUCGAAUGCCGCCUUCCUCAAGGACCUUUUCUUGGUCUUCGACCCGAGAAACGCGGAUGCGAAACGCAAGGAGGAUGCAGUGCAGUUCCUCCACCAAUGUGCUGCGAUUGCGAAGAAUCUGCAGGCCCCGGCGCGCGCCAAUCUGUUUGCCAACUUUAUCAGCCAUGGACUGUUCGCCGUGAUCGCCUUCGCCAUCAAACAUCCGAAUCCCGCUCUGCGCACGACCGGUAUCGAUAUCCUGGUCGCCCUACUGGACCACGAUCCGAUCAUGAUGCGUAGCUAUAUGCUCAAGGCUGUGAACGAAAAGAAGACCCCGUUGACCGACACGCUCAUUGAUUUGCUCCACACCGAGUCCGAUCUGGGUGUUAAGAACCAACUAGCAGAUGCGGUGAAGGUCUUGCUGGAUCCACAAAUCCCGCUGCCGGACGCGAUGGGUCGGGCUGGUCCCGAACACUAUACAAAAUUGCGUCCGAACAUUCUCUCCGAUGCCUUCGUCCAGAAUCAUUUCGACGAAUCUGCCCGAAGGCUAUUCCAGCCUCUCAAACGGCUGGAAAACCGGGCCAGCCUGCAUGACCUCACGUUCCAAGAAGUAGCCCUUCAUUCGCAUCUCGUUGAUAUCCUCACCUUUUUCGUUCGACAGCAUCUAUACCGGACCCGGAAUGUCAUCCACAACGAGGCUCUUGCCCCUCGCAUCGCCCAGCUCCUCAAAGUGCCUCAGAAACAUCUCAAACUCACUGCCUUGAAAUUCUUCCGCACCCUCAUCAGCCUCCAAGACACCUUCUACCAAGCUCUAAUGACGCAUAAUAAUACCUUUGGGUUGAUCCUUGAUAUUGUCUAUGAGACGAUGCCACGCGACAACCUCCUCAACUCCGCUUGCCUUGAACUUUUCGAGUUCAUCAAGCGGGAAAACAUCAAAUCGAUUGUCCUGCAUAUCGUGGAGAAGUACGGCGAGAAGCUCAAGAACAUUACGUAUGUCGAUACGUUCCGCGACCUGGUAAUUCGCUACGAGCAGAUGCAGGGCUACGGAGCCGAGGUGGACUCGACUCUCUUUGCUCAGGACGAUGGAACCUCGGCUGCGAGAAUGCAAGCCAACGGCCAGCGCUGGCAGGGUGUUAAGGAGAUGGAUGCAGCGGAAGAGGAAUACUUCAACACAUCAGAUGAUGAGGAGGAGUGGCAACAGCAAGACACCCCGGCGGUUCAAGCGAUGGCUUCUCAGGCACAAACCGGUGGCGCCUCCCCGGUCGUCAAGCCAUUGGUUGACUACCCGGACGAUGAUGAGGAUGACGAUGCCAUGGAUACCAAGGCGGAACCGGGCCCUGAACAGCAGCAAUUGCAGCCUGAAGAUUCCCACUCGCAGGGAUCUGAUACGAACUCUCACGAGGAGUCUCCCUCGACUCCAGUGUCCCUGACGAUACAAACACCUCCGGAGCGACUAUCGGAAAAGCGCCGACGCGAGGAAGAGGAUGACGACGAGCUGAUCAAACUCACUUCCGGCCCCAAACGGAGAAGUUCUACCAGCAGCGGGCCUGGGAGCGCGGGACUCUUGCGAAAGAAGAGGAGCACAUCCAUCGGAUCAAUGUCACCCGGCGACAAAGGAAAUGCUCAAGGUGCCUUGGGAAGUCUUACCACCGGCGCGGCGCCUAAAAAGAUCGCCAUCAACCUUGGCUCCGCUCCGGCCAAGUCGUCGCAACCGGCCAACGAUCGUGCGGAUUCGACGACACACGAGAGCAGCGAAAAGGAGAAUCGCAGCAACGACCAUGGUAACAAUGGUUGAUGAUUACACUCCUUAUACCUUUCCCUUUAUGCAUUGAUGGUACUGGUCGCAUUUUCUUUAUUUUCUUUCUUUCUGCGUGCAUCGAUCUCUUGUCAGAGUACCAGGAGC